AUGCCAACUGACGCUGUUGAUACAGCUCAUAGAUUGAGUAAGGCACCGCUCAAUUUGACUCAAUUGAUACAAAGUGGGCGCAUCAGAUUGAAUGUAUCAGUAGACAUAUUUUUGGUGCCACUAAUUAUAUAUAAAGUUACACAUCAUUUACGCAUUAAUAACUCGUAUUUACAUGUAUCAUUAAUGGCAGCAAUUAUGCAGUUAUUUGUUAUAAAUAAUCUGUUAUUGUGUAUUUUUCCGCCUAUUACCUUGCUAAUUUUUUUUAAAUCGCCAGAAUUGCCCAAGUUUACGCUUUUAUGUGUCAUCCUAUAUAUAAUCUUCGCUAAUAUAGGUUAUGGUAAGCUAAAUAAAUCGGAAAUUUGUAUUAUAUCACAGCUUAUUACUACAUUAUUCUAUAUGGAUGGCAAGCUUGAAUAUGAAAAUUUCACUUUGGUUUUAGUUCAUAAACUCACAUUGAAUAUAACAAUCAUCGUUAUUUUAUUUUCUAUAUUUUUAUAUGCCUUUAAAAGCACGAGUAAAGCCAUUAUGAUAUCGCAAUUGUUUUGGUAUACCACAUGGGAUUGGCUAAUGGCCACUACUCAUGGUAUAACACCGCUUAAAUGGGCCAUAAAGCAAAUAUUGGACAAUAUACCUACAAUAAUCAUUUGGGGUGGAAUAAGUUUCUUAUUUAUAUCGUUUAUGCUGCUAAAACUCAAAUUUAAACGGGAUGGGCUUAUGGUAUCAUCACUGAGGAAGGAUAUACACUUUCUACUAUCUUCAAUCGUUAUCGUGUCAAUGUACUUAAACAAACUACAAUUGGUAAUAUUGGCUCUAGACUCUGUGUUGUUGAUAUUUUUGUUGGUGGAAAUGAUUCGAUAUGCAAAAAUUCAAAUCGUAACUGAGAAAUUGCAGCAUCUGCGUAUCUUCUACAACGAGAGAGACAGCGAUGAGCUACUUUUUAUUCACAUAUUCCUUAUAAUAGGGUUAAUGGUGCCACUUAUAACUAGCUUGAUUUUAGGCAAAGGUGGUAUAUUUAACAAAUGGAUUUUGGGGUGCCUCGGGGUAUACGCAAUUGGCCUAGCAGAUUCAAUGGCUUCGAUAAUUGGUGGGAAAAUUUUUAGUCCUGUAUUACCUCUGUCACACACUAAGACAAUUUGUGGAUCUAUUUCCUUUUUUACCGUAUUAUUCAUAUCUAUAGCUACUGCCAGUUAUAUUAACAGAUGCUUUAAUGCCAUGAAUACGUUAAUAAUAGCUUUUAUUAGCACUUUAUAUGAGGCAUAUAGUGAUUCUGCUGAUAAUUUGACUGUUCCGCUAAUUUCCACACUCACAUUGUUAUAUUUGGGGGAUAAAUAG
Babesia microti strain RI is the source of this 1332-nucleotide messenger RNA. Its product is annotated as phosphatidate cytidylyltransferase, putative. The record is from RefSeq and is a predicted model, not a curated record. Gene Ontology annotation, biological process: dolichyl monophosphate biosynthetic process. Gene Ontology annotation, molecular function: dolichol kinase activity. The transcript is spliced from 5 exons. Gene Ontology annotation, cellular component: endoplasmic reticulum membrane. Lineage: Eukaryota; Apicomplexa; Aconoidasida; Piroplasmida; Babesiidae. Bases 1 to 1332 code for a protein of 443 amino acids.